UCAGCAAAUCGCCGUUCCCCCGUUUCCCAUCUGUAGAAGGAAUAAAAAGCAUUAUGCCUGCCACCCAAAGUCAAGGUGUUUGGUGUUAUUUGGACCACAGUCCUGGUGGCCAUCCACUCUCCUCUGAACUGUCCCUUAUAGCGUGUCUAUUCUGUGCCAGGCCCUGGGGAUGCAGGGGAAACCAAGGCAGACAUGGGUCCCUUCCUGGAAUCUACCUGCCUGCCAGACCUGCUCACCUCCUAGGCAAAACUGGGCUUCCUCAGUUCCAGAAGCCACAGCACCCCCAACAACCCCAGACCUUUACACUUGCGGGUCCCACAUUUCCUAACCAGCCUCUUUUCCGAACACAUUCCGAGCCACCUUUUAGUUCUCUGCUUCCCUAAGGACGCCUUCGGUGCAUCUGCCAACCUGUGGCAACCUGUUUCUGCCUGAUGUCUACGUUUUUCACCAGAGUACUGGAUAAGGGCUCUGGCUCAAGCCUUAUCAGAGGUCAUGUUAAGCUCUCUGUGCCUCAGUUUCCCUAAGUGUAAAUUAGGAACCACAGUAGUCCCCACCUCCUGGGGGUUGUUGUAAGGAGUAAAUGAUAGGGCCCUGAGAUCCUUGCCCGGUAUGCAGCAAAGGCUGUAUACCUGUUACUCUCGCUAUUGCUGUUUGUAGUCAUUAUCAUCAGCCCGCACGCCCUGCAGGGCGGGGCUGAGCACUCUCCUUGGAGCAGCACCUGUCGCACGUAAGCCCCUCGGCAUCUUCCCGACUUGCCUAGGCUUCCGGAAGGGCUGCACCUUUGGUGCUGGCACUGCCCAACUAGGGAGGGAGGCGUGAAUACCCGUUUCACGGAAAACCGGCACACAGUAGGUGCUCAAGAAAUGGCCGGUCGACACUGGGAAGCCAGUGGCCUGAUCAGUGCACCCGCACUCCGUCCUUUCGCCCGCACCACGCGGUGGAAUGCUCCGGCUGCCCACAUGGUCAUUAAGGGUGUAUCUGUUUCCAACGACACCCAUUCCCACAACAAAGGAUCUCGCCUCCGUGGGGCCACCUCCUAUCGGCGCAACGGGCGAGAGCCUGCCUGUUCCUCAGGGGUGGCCCUGUCCCGACGCGGGCCCCGUGAGCGCAGCUGCGCAAAGGGACCCCUGCGGGUGUGGGGAGCCCAGCUCGCGGGCACCGCGGGGACCAAGCACGAGGGACAACCAAACGUCAGGGCGGCACCGAAGGGCGCGCGGCGACACCGCCUCCAGCCGCGAUUUAAAGGGCAGCGAGCGGCGGAGGGAUCCCUGCCGACCGCUCAGCGCGGAUCCCUCCGCAACGAGAGACGCGAGGAAACGACUCGGUUCGUCCUCUCAAAAUCGCUUUUUGUCCCUCCGCAGUCGGGAGCACCCGGCAGGAACUCAUUUCUUUCUCGUGUUUCUCCGCCUCCCCCCCCACCCCCACCCCCCCACCGAGUCCCGUACAAGCAACAGAAGCGGCCGGGACGCCGCAAGCCGACGUGGUGUCCCUCCGCCCGUCCGAGAGCACUCCUUUUCGUGUCCUUCCACCGAUCCCGGGCGGCGUCCGGGCGGCUCACCGGGGGCGGCGACGCGUCUGCGGCGCGGACGGCGAAGCUCCGGGGCUAUGAGGUGAGGGAGCCCGGGCACCGGAGGCGGCACGCGCGGCGUCAGGACGCGGGACGCAGAGUCCUCGGCCCGCGACUGCCUCUGGGACCCCGCGGCCGCGCGAGCGGCGAGGUAAUGGUAAUUCUGGAUUCGAGGGACAGAGUCGAUAUGUGCCAUCUUCUGGAAUGUCCGCCAAGGAGCUCUGUGAAAAUGAUGACCUAGCAACCAGUUUGGUUCUUGAUCCCUAUUUAGGUUUUCAAACACACAAAAUGAAUACUAGCGCCUUUCCUUCGAGGAGCUCAAGGCAUUUUUCAAAAUCUGACAGUUUUCCUCACAACAACCCUGUGAGGUCAAGAAGGAAUGAAGAGCUGUGGUUCUAGCACGACUCCUCUCAGCAACUGCAAAUACCAGUUUGCAGCUGAACUCCUGUGAAGAGGGAGAUGUGUUCACAAUGUUGCCUCAUGGUUUCUUAUUUUAUAUCUUAAAUAUUUGAGCAUUUUUCUCUCUCUUCCUCUCUCCUCCCCUUGCUCCCUUUUUUCUGUUCCCCUCCUCUUCCCCUUCCCUCCAGUCAGCUCUUGAUCACAUGGUCAUGGAAGGGCACAGUAGUACAGCUAAUACAAACCUACAGCUUUCCUUCAUUGCCACAGUGGUCUCUUGGGUUUGGAAACAGGAAAACCAAAUAGCAAGAAAACCUGGGAAGUCAGUCUCUGGAAAGAGUGGGGAACAGGUGUGUGGGAGUGUAAAUUCAUGUUUUUUCCUGCCCUUUUUAAUGAUUAACAAUUUAAAUGACUUUUUUUUCUUAUAUAGCUAUUGGUCAGAGGUGUGGGAAGGGAAAAAGAAAUGUUUGGUUUAUUUAAAGUCAUAAAUUUUGUAUUCAAGAGGGAGGAUAGGCAUAUUGAUUUGGAAAUGCCAAGUACCUGUUUCUCUUGCCUCCCUUGCCACCCCUCCCCACCCUAGAUACUAAAUUUAAAAAUACGUAUUUGUGUCCACCUCUCUCACUGUAUUGUCAGCUCGUCAGCCGUUGCUGACUCUGGCUGAGCUCCCUGCUAGUGCUCGACGGCAAACACAAGUCAAAUCCUAUUCUGAUCGUGAAACAACUCGAGGGGGCCCUCAGAAUCCAGAUAAGAGCAGGACCAAGGAAGGCCUGGGUACUAGUCCCAGUCCUUCCAUUAAUUAGCCCUUGUUGGACCUUAUUUUCCUCAUUUAUGAAACGAGGGCUUUAGAUAACUUAACUUUUCAUCUAGCUGUAAUGUGCGCAUAGCUUUGUUCAUUCUGUGUGGGAGAUGUAGAAUGACUGGUUGAGGAGAAGGCAGAGGGUAUUUUCCUACUCAGUAGUAGAAAAUUAAUUUUUUCUAAGGUCCUCAGUGCCUUUUCCUCUGGCCCUAAUAGUUGUAAUACUUUUAUGUUAUUUAAAUAAUUUCUUUUUCCCCUGCAGUAUUUGUUAUAAUGGGAUUUGACUUGAACUGUUAGCCAAGUGAUUUUGAUGUACUUCUAUAGGAUUAUCGAAAACACUGUCUCUCUUCCCCUUCCUGUCUGCGCCUAGAACCAUUUUAUUCCUCCUUUGCCUCACUACCAUUUCACACCUAUAGCAGCCAACUUGUGACAGUAAGUGUUGACAGUAAAUUUUAAGUGAAAUGGAAGUUCUUGCUAGUGGGUAGCAAGGGACAGUUUCAGGGGGUUUGUGUUUGAGGCACUAGUGGUCAGGUAAAAAAAAACAAAAGCGCAGGAAACAUGGAAGGCAGAAUAUUACUAAAUCAAGAGUUGAUUGUUUUGUAUGGGUUUUAGCAUAUAAAUUGUUUGGCAUUGUGAGCAAAGAGUUCAGGAUGAACAAACAAAACAGAAUAGUUGAAAAACGUUUUUAGAUAGGAAGCAGCAUGUUUCAGAUGUGGAGAGCUCGCAUAAAGUCUAUCAGGAAUAGCUAGUGGCCAUUUCAGGUCUGUUAUUUUUCUGUCAUUUUAAGAGCUUUAGGUGAAUCUAGCCCUGAUUUUGACUUGCUUUCUAAUGUGUCAAGCCAUGCAGUUUUUAUAAAACAGUGUCACCAUUGGUUAAUUCCACAUUAAAGAUUGAUUGGCUCUUCUGUCAUUGGUAGCCCUGCCACUUAACAUCAUGGAUUAUGCAUCAUAUUUGCUCAGAGUGAACUGUUGCUUUUCUGUUCACUGCAUAAAACGUGUUAACUGUUUCCUGCCAUUUCACAUAUUGUAUUGCUUAAAGUGGUAUGUCUUAGCUAAUGGCUGCUUGAUUGUUCUAUCUGUCCUUCAUAUAACCCCCUAAAGUGUAGGGUUACAGCAAGAUGAGUUUAGAUUGGGUUUUUCUAAGAAAUUCUCCAAGUGAUGGACAAAAUCACUUGUGAUGACUACAAGUAGGUAGUUUUAUAUUACAGUUCUGUGGAAGUAUGGAUACUUACACUAUUCUGCAGAUGUUUAGAUUAUUUUAGUGGUGGCUCUCUGACACCAUAUUCUGACAACCUUGUUACCGACAUUCUGAAUUGUUUAAACGACUUGCACUCAUCUUUCUGUGAGGGCUGGUUUGCUAAUUGAUUGAAAUGGAAAAUAAAAUAAGGCUUUGUCCAUUUCUUCAUAUGGUAUCUCUAGAAUGUGUAGUUCUGCCUAAGAGCACUGAGAGCUUAAUGAAGUCUUAAGAUAGUAAGUUCCUAAGGUGUCAGCAUGCAUGAAAAUAGCUAACAUCCUCUAGAGAUCCUGCCCAGUUCUGUGUUAGACCUAUUCAGGACCUCAUCUCUUCCCUCUUCCUUGUUCUAGUAUUUCUUCACUAUUGCCAGCUGACUCUCCCAGCGCUGCCCAUCUCUGAAUCCAGCUUUUUAGGAUCCUCUACUUAGACUUCCUCUCACUUUGCCUGCCUUCUUUCGAUUCUUUCCUGCCUGUACAAGUAUUCUGCUUUUUCUUUAGAAAGGUGAAUUACCCACUUCCCUAUUGCCUGUAUGAGUAUGAACUACAGAACCCCUUCCCAAACAAAUCUUAUACUUUAGUAUAAUUUCCGUACUGUAAAGUGCUGUAGCAAUUUAGUUUGCACCAUAUUAACAUGCAUUUGCACACUGAUGCCUUGCUUAACUGUUUGAUGCACGUGUAUGUCUUUUAGUCCCAAUGAAAUUUUCCAUUCAAGAACAGUGGCCAUGUCUUCUCUAUCACUUAGAUUUUUCACCAUAGCACGUGUGUACAAAGCACAUAAUAAAUAAUUUUUGGUGAAAUAUUGUGGCUUAAGAUCUUACUCAAAUGUUAUGAAUCAUAUUCAUGCUAGCUUAUCUAGAAAAGAAUAUGCUUGAAGGCUUCCUUUGCUGGAGUUUGUGCUAGAUGUAUUUCAGUUUUAGAUUUUAAGUCUAUGAUAUAUGCAUUUUUAAAUGUUAGAGUAAGAUGCAUAGUUCAAAUAUUUUUUUUCUCCUGAGCCACUAAUAUUGUUUUGUCAAUGUAUUUCAUUCGAAUAGCAGUCUAUAAUUUAUUUUCUUAUUGGAUGUUUAAAAAAAAAAACUAUUUGGGAAAAUAAGCCAAAUGAAAUUACAUGAGAAGAAAUUUUGAUAAUUGAGAUCCCAGUAUCUUUAAUCAUACACAUUUUAUUGAGAACACAGCUUUAGAAUGAGGAACUUAAAUUAAGUCUUAUAUGGACCAUGAUUGUAUCCUGUGUUAUCUGUCUAGCAAUGUACUAUUCUGAAGUCAUUAGAGUUGAUUUUCAAAAGGAACCUUUAAAAUUCUACCCGGUUUUUCCUUACAUCACUAAUAUGGCAUCACUGCUGCUAGAGUUGGACUUUUUGCACUCUUAAUGUUCUCUGAAUGCAGUUACCAAAGAUUAAAUUGAUUAAGGAUAUUGACAAGGUGUGUUUCAAGACCUGUUGGGACACUUAGUUUGAGGUUUUUCUGUCUACAUGGAGAAUGUUUUUGUUUAUGGCAUGAUUUUGUUUUGCUUCAUCAUUUUUCUGAAGCUCGUUGCCUUGCACUGUUCUGGCCUGAAUCUGCAUGUUUUAAAAAAUUCUUGUCAUUCUAAUUCUUAAUUAGAUUAGAUUUAUUCUAGAGCCUUCAUUUUGUGCCUUCCAAGUUAGAUGACUAGUAAAAGCCUGAAUCAGGCAGUUUUUCAUUUAAAUCAUCUGAUCACCUUCAGUCAGUGAGAACAGUGAAAUAAAGGUACUAAAGUACAAUUUGAAGAAAGAAGUUAUUCUUGGUAGUCAGCAUGACUUGAGUGGUAAUUAUCAAGAUAACCAGUCCCUCUCUUCUGUUAGGCCUGUUGUUUUUAGGUUAUGUUUUCCUUCUCAUGCUCUCUUGACAGUAGGCCUGAGGAUGAUGGCAGGCAGCUAAAGUUACUGUUCGGACUUC
This is a messenger RNA of Manis pentadactyla (Chinese pangolin), 5902 nucleotides long. RefSeq names its product lysine methyltransferase 5B (gene KMT5B). Lineage: Eukaryota; Metazoa; Chordata; Mammalia; Pholidota; Manidae. Bases 864 to 1808 code for a protein of 314 amino acids. The transcript is spliced from 4 exons. Gene Ontology annotation, cellular component: nucleus. Gene Ontology annotation, molecular function: histone H4K20 methyltransferase activity; protein binding. The record is from RefSeq and is a predicted model, not a curated record.